Cladophialophora immunda is the source of this 2249-nucleotide messenger RNA. RefSeq lists its product as uncharacterized. The record is from RefSeq and is a predicted model, not a curated record. Gene Ontology annotation, molecular function: phosphoprotein phosphatase activity. NCBI's taxonomy places the organism in Eukaryota, Fungi, Ascomycota, Eurotiomycetes, Chaetothyriales, Herpotrichiellaceae. Bases 513 to 1409 code for a protein of 298 amino acids. The transcript has a single exon.
GUAGGAAAUUCAGUUUUCCUACCACAGACGGUACUCUUUGUUUCUGGUUGGGGAACCGUUCAUGCGAGGAGAGCAGCAAAUGGAGGGGCAAAAGGCACACGAUGCCGAUAGCCAUGGCCCAUGGCCGUACCCCAUUCUGGAUCGGACCCGUCGCUUAUCCGCCGCUCGAUUAUCAGUAGGAGGAGGAGGAGGAGGAGAGGAGAGGGAUGAGGAGGAAGGCCAGCAGCUCGAGCUCUUGUGGCGCCCAUGUGGUACCUUCCCAGCCAUCUAGCUAGCUAGGCACCUAGGCCAGGGGGGACCGAGGCAGGGACCAAGGAAACUCACCGUUCUAGUUACCCCCCAGAGCUCCUUGGUGUGCCCCACAAUGACAUGCAGUGGGAAAGCAAAGUGGUGGAUGGUGCGCCGCCGUCAACUUCCAACACCUUGUUUUUUUGCCAACCCGCCAGAAGUACCACUCCGUACCGUCUGAACUCGUCUCCACUCCUCCAACCUUGGUAGAGUCGGUCGCCAUCAUGGAUUCUUCCCCUGCACCUCGGUUUGAUAACCUGCUCAAUUUUCGGGAUGUGGGAGCUCACAUCAACUCCAUCCUGGGAGCUCGAGCUCUCCGGCCGGGUCUCCUUUUCAGGAGUGCACGACCAGACGACGCCAGUGCGCCCGACCGCGACGUCCUGGUCAACGAGUACAAGAUCAAGACCAUCAUUGACCUUCGCUCCAAAACAGAACACAUCAAUGCCGCAAAGAAACGGGCUGAAGCUGCUGUGGUGGCACAACCAGCGGUGAUGCCUUCGUCCAACGAGACCGUCGCUGCCCCGGUCCAAAUACCUGGCAUCCGAUACGCGCAAAUCAAUCUCAACGGCAAAGGCUUUGAACGGCAUCUCAUCUGGCAGCUGAAGUACACCAGCUUCGCCAAGCUGGUGUUCUUGAUGGCUUUGGGCUACCGAACAGAAGGGAUAUCGGUGCUGGGAAAGGAGUUGAUGCUACCGCGAGGGCUCGUCGGCCUGGGAAUCGACACCCUCGACCACAGCCACCCUGAGAUCAAGCAGGUGUUUGACGUUCUCGCCGAGGACACAGCAUGGCCUGUCAUGGUCAACUGCACACAAGGCAAGGACAGAACGGGAAUUAUAAUACUGCUGGUGCUGCUGUUGUGCCACAUUGAUAUGGAUGCCGUCAGCCAGGACUAUGUCAAGUCUGAAUCAGAACUCGAGCCGGAGAAAGGGGAAAGGAUGAAAGAGAUCGAAAGCAUUGGUCUUGAUGAGUCGUUUGCCAAAUGUCCGCCAGACUUCUGCGAGAAGAUUGUCCAGCACCUCGAUACCACUUAUGGCGGCCUGCCCACCUACCUGGUCCGAAUCGGCGUGGAUCCCGAGCAAGCCGAUCGUGUUCGCAGCAUUCUUAGGGUCAGUCCAUCGUAGAACAGAAUGCAACGCAUUCCGCGACACGCAGAGGAACCUCAGAGGUACUUGCCUAUUUUUCGUCGACGAGCGGGUUCAUUGAGCCCCAGCAUAUUCUCAUGACCAAAGCCAGCGCACCCAUCCGACAAGUCGUGGCUGCCACCAACAACGGACAGCGCCGUGGUACAGCUCCCACUUGCCAUGAGGACAGCUCAAGCGGAGAUGGUUGAAGCAGUACAAAGAGCUUCCUUUUGUCGGGUUCUUGGAGGGGGACACCCUUUUAUCCUGCGGUUAACUUGUACCGUGGUACAGCGAUUCAGGCUCUGUGUCGGAUGCACCCCAGAGUCUACACUUGCCCCAUCCAGGUAAUGGGGCGCCCUGCAUGAUAAAGGCUUGGUCAGCACAUUGUCGGCAGUCGAGAUACGGUGCUGACCUAUUGUCCACACCCAGACGGGAAGUCGUCGGAGAUUCUCUCUGAAGGGAAGGCUGCUAGCAGCUGCACAGUCAUUCAAGCUACUGAAGCAGGAGCGGUCAGUGAGCGGGAACGGCUAGCUGAGAGACCAAGUUUUCUACGUCGCAUUACUUAUCAACAGCUAGGCUCUAGGAAAAGCUCUGGAGGAAGCGAGGUCAGAUUGACCGAUGCUUUGGUAAGAUGAAGUCUGAGCAUUGUGGUUGGAUCAGCUAGUAUUUCAUAUUGUACGACCGUGUCGCCGCCAAGUGCGUCUUUUUUGGAUGGUGGAAAUUCGGCAACGACAGACUCGUACUCGGUUCCCAAGAACGGGAUGAUCAGGGGAAAGUGAGAGAUGCGCGAGAGGAGCCCGAGACUAUGCCAUGUCGUCAUCUUUCUAGAGGCUCGGGAGG